CGUUUCAAAAAAUCACAACUUCGUUUGAUAUCAGUACUGUGGAACCACGAAGGCUGGGCCCAGCAUGAUGCUUUGAACGAGCAGCUUUGGCGAAGUAUGAAGCUAUCUGACGGGGCCGAUGUUGAGGUUGAUCGAGAUGUAGAGAGCACUGAUGGAGAGGAGGGUUGUGAAGAUGAAGACGAAGACGACAGCGACGAUGAGAGUAGUGUCGUGGGUGCUGACGACUCCGAGACCGACGAUAUGGAUGAUGAAGAUGAAGAAGAUGAAGAAGAUGAUGAGAGUGAAGAGGAAGAUCACGGCCGGAACGAGGAUCACGGCCGGAAGAACAAAGCGAUGACGAGUUCGGGCGGGGAAGAAGUACCACCCUGGGCCGAAGAGGUGCUAGAACUCCUAUUCGGACUAAUCAUGGCAUUUUGCAGGGAAGAAGUUAUGGAUGGUCGCCCAGAUUCAACGCUGCUGGUGUAUUUCAGUGGUGUUCUCGGAUUCUCGGCUGACCUCACUGGUUUCCUUCCGGCCAGGUCAUACACGUCUAACCUUGCCGCGCUGAUAUACACACAGCGCCUUCUCUUCCUCGAGUACGCUUUGCCAGCGCAGGGCUACCCUCGUCUCGGAAUUGCGAGACGCCCUCGAACGGGUCAGAUUGCACGUCUGCAGAAUAUUCGACAGGAAUACCUCGUCCUCGGAUCACAAUCACCGUUCGAGGAGUUAUUCUCCCUACUCGUAUUCGGCAGGGCAAUAGCAGGCUCAGAAACACCUGCAUUUCUUCUCAAAUGGAGCGAUGACGGUCAGAUUUUAUCAUACAGAGAUGACAUUGUGGUUCACAUGGAACAGUUUCGACGUCUCCCGAAGGCACUUCUGGAGCGUGCGGAGUCUCUUUGUGAGCAGUUGAUGUAUGGGUGGAAACCGCUUUGCGAUCUAUUCUCCGUCAAAGACGAUAUGUCAAAUAGGACACACGGGUUUUCAUUCGUUAAUCACCCGAAGAACGGGCUAGCAGAGGCUUAUUUGGAACUAUCCUUGAAAGCUUGCACCAGUCAAGUGAACCCUCUCUCACGCAAAGGGCGAUGGAAUCAGAAGGCAAUACUUGCAUAUCUCAAGAAGGAAGAAGCAUUGCGCGAGGUCUUAUCAGGUCUAAUGCUCAUGACGUGCGGUGGCCAGCCCCGUUCACCAGACUUGCUCAACAUCCGAGUACGCAAUCAUAGGACUAGCGAGCGUAGCCUUUACGUGUAUAACGGCUAUAUGAUCUAUGUCACUCGCAGUCACAAAGCAAAGCGCUCAACCAAUAGGGAAUUCGUUGUCGCUCGGUUCUUCCCUUCCCAAGUCGGUCACUUAAUGUAUACACACCUCGUAUAUAUUCGCCCUUUCGUGGAUAUGCUUGCUCGAGAGCAACUACCGCACAUCAAUGGUUGUUCUCCUUUUUUCUUUCGGUGCCGGUCAGAGCCUGACAGCCCCCACUGGUCUACAGAACGCCUUAGUAACACCGUCAGACGCUUCACACAGGAGGUUUGGGAUAAGGGAAUUACCCUGCGCCUCUUACGACAGAUCUGUAUUGGGAUCGCUGAUAAGCAUGUUCGUGAGGUGAGCCGACCUUUUAAUAGGUUUGAUGACCGGACGGAUAAUGCAGAUCGUGGAGUUGUAUUCGCCUGGUCAAGCGGCCACCGUCCGCUGCAGCGAGCCAGGACAUACGGGCUUGAUGGGGCUUUCCCAACGCAUCUACAGCCUCAGCUGCUUGAACGUUACGAAUGGGUAUCAGUUCGUUGGCACGAAUUCUUGCACCUACCUAGUAGAUGUGCCUCUAGGCCUAUACACGCCGGACCUGAUCGUAUUGUUCCACAGCUUGGUACAACUAAUGCAACGAGUCUCGAUGAUGAUCCUCAUGAUUGCUUGCUAAUAUCACCUCCUCCGUCUUCCCCACCGGCUCCGUCAUCUAGCGCUAAGUUCUUUUCAAGAAACGAUGGGGGGCAGAACCUGUUGAAGCGCAGCUUCGUGAUCACUUCUCCACAAACGCCGGCGAAAAGAAGGCGUGUUCAAGUCGUGGGAUCAUCAUCUAUAUUGGAUCCGCCUAGCAGAUCAUGCGGGGGGCCUAUGGCUCCUCUGUUUGGCAAAACGAAUGAGUCUGGGAGCUCCGAUACGGCAGAUGAGCAGAAACGGAUCAUUGCUUAUCUCAAAGGGAAGCAAGCUGAAAUCCGUUUACUCAACAAUAAAGAAGCAGAGAUCGUCAUCCCAACCGAGACCAGUAAUGAGGUCUUCGUGGCCGAUCCGUGCCUCGAUCUCAUCGAUCGACUUAACUGGAUCCAUCAGAUCACUGAGGCUUGGAGAUCUGUCGGAUGCGAGCUUUGUUUCAUAAUCAAGAGUCGGCCGGAACCUAAUCACGGAUUACAUAGCUGCGAACAGUGGUCCACUAGCAAGCAUGCCAAGCGUAUUCUGCACUGGCUUACCACCCUCGAUAUUCCGCGAUACUAUGAUGUCUGGGGGGCGUGUAGCAUGUGUGGGCACGGAUGGCUCGUGUGUGACGAGAUGGGACAAGGAGAGCGAGCCCGCCGUGAAGCACGCAGUCAAAGAAGCAACAGUAGAAAUAGUGCGCAGAAUCAUCGCGGCGUUAUGCGCGUACGAUGAUCAAAUCCUCGGCAAGAUUUUGACGAAAAUGGCGCUGGAUCACGAAGGCAUAGAUCUGACUUCGGAGAGUCAGGCAAGGCUCUGGCUAGAGCAGAGAAUACGGUCUCAAGACGAUUACUGGAUCUCGAGGCUCAUCUAUGUGCUAGAUCAGCUCAUCCUGGCAUAUGACUUCUGUCAGUCGAGAAAACAGUCACUAGCGAGGCAAGAUCAAAGGAUUGAUUUGAAAAGA
Messenger RNA from Fusarium redolens, 2842 nucleotides. RefSeq lists its product as uncharacterized. The record is from RefSeq and is a predicted model, not a curated record. The transcript has 2 exons. The annotation marks the transcript as partial. NCBI's taxonomy places the organism in Eukaryota, Fungi, Ascomycota, Sordariomycetes, Hypocreales, Nectriaceae.